Molecule: messenger RNA, 1191 nt
Organism: Nasonia vitripennis (jewel wasp)
Lineage: Eukaryota; Metazoa; Arthropoda; Insecta; Hymenoptera; Pteromalidae
Gene: Or225
Product: odorant receptor 225
Exons: 5
Coding region: 1-1191 (396 amino acids)
Biological process (GO): detection of chemical stimulus involved in sensory perception of smell; sensory perception of smell
Cellular component (GO): plasma membrane
Molecular function (GO): odorant binding; olfactory receptor activity
Source: RefSeq, marked inferred
AUGUCCACCGAAAUGGAGGAUCCGCACGAGAGCUACACCUUCCUGUCGAUUUCCUCAUCGCACCUGAUCUUCAUGCAGCUGUCUUCGUUCCUCCCGCUAAAGAACAAGCGCUUCACUCAUCCCUUAAGCCUUUUGCUUCAGCUCUGGGGCCACUUCGUCGUCUUCGCGAGCAACGUGUUUUGGACGGGAUACGGGAUCCACAUGGUGAUGCAUGGCGAGGUAGAGGUCGACUUCAUCUGCGAGGAGAUAGUCGUGCUGGACUUCACUGCGCGGUACAUUCUGCUGAUCGUUAAUCGCGAGCAGCUCUGUUGCCUCGUCAAGUCCUGCGGGAGGCUUUGUAGCUACCUCGAAGCCGGUGAGGAUAUCUUCGUGCGUCAGUUCGAGCGUAAAGUUUACUACUUCCGGAACUUCGUUAUCAUCAACUCCCUUUUGGUGUCGACUGUAUUCGACGUGACGGCGUAUUUCACCAGGCUACCGGCCUUAGAAGCCAAUGGCACCGAGAGGAGGAUGCUUCCCGCCAGGUUCUUCAUGGACGUUCAAGAGCAACCGGCAUACGUUGUGACGUUCGUGAUGCAAGUCAUCCUCGACUAUUACUUGGACUUUCUCAUCGCUAGCACAGGGGCAGCGCCGUUUUAUCUCAUUAUGAUGGCUUGUGGAUAUCUGCGCUCACUUCGGAACCGAUUGUUGAACUUCAAAGGAGGCGACUAUGAUACGAGCGAACAGGGGGAAGCUGCGUUGGAUACGGUUAUCGGCUGCGCGCAUUUCCAUCAGCAGAUGAUGAUAUUCUGCAAGAACAUAGAACGAAUGACGCAGACGCUCUUCCUCUUCGCCUGUUUCUGCCCCAUCUACAACGUGUCCAUCACGGGUAUCGCGAUUCUCAACAGCGACGAGGACAUUUUGAAAUUCACACCGCUCUUGGUCUACAAUUUCAUUCAAUUCUUCAUCUGUCAGUGGGCCUCGGAAUACCUAGCUGAAGAAAGCGAAGCUAUCGCAGAAGCCGCUUACUUCGCAAGCUUACAACCGCAGGUGCCGAGUCACCGGGAAAGGAUUAAUCGAAUACUGUACUUCAUGAUGAUGAGAGCCCAGAAACCGGUGCAACUGACAGCUGGUGGACUGGUUAACUUGUCGAUCCAGACUUUUGGAGCGAUGACGAAGAGUGCGUUUUCCUUCUUUAUGGUCCUGAGAGAUUAG